Messenger RNA from Talaromyces atroroseus, 729 nucleotides. RefSeq lists its product as hypothetical. The transcript has 2 exons. Gene Ontology annotation, cellular component: mitochondrion. NCBI's taxonomy places the organism in Eukaryota, Fungi, Ascomycota, Eurotiomycetes, Eurotiales, Trichocomaceae. Bases 1 to 729 code for a protein of 242 amino acids. The record is from RefSeq and is a predicted model, not a curated record.
AUGCCGCCGGUUCCUGCAUCCAUACCGCGACUGUUGCAACGACAGGCGCAGUCAAUCCUACAGACGAACAGCCCUUCCCUAGCUCUAAUCCGUUCUCUGCGACAACCAUCGCAGCAGACGCGCACGAUUCUGUCACAGCAGUGCUCUCGGUCAACAAGAACAGGCGGUCAGGUCAGGGCGCAACGGCCUUCGAGAUACGUCAACAGGCCGCAUAAUCAGCCAAAAAACACUUUCUUCCAACAACGCUUUUCAUCAACGAGUGCGAAUGCGAGCAGCCAGCAGACCCAAACACAACCACAGUCCCUUUCGCAGCGCCUAAAAAAUCUCACUCGCGAAUACGGCUGGUCGGCGCUAGGCGUUUAUUUGACGCUUUCAGCGCUGGAUUUUCCUUUCUGUUUUGCGGCAGUUAGGCUACUGGGUGUUGAGCGGAUUGGGCAUUAUGAGCAUCUGAUCAUUGAGAAGGUUAAACAACUCUACUAUUCUGUGGUACCUCUUGAAAGACAUACGGAAGGGGAAAUUGAGGGUCGGCAGCAGCAUGCGGAGGGUGAACAUAUUACCGACGAAGGAGCCAGCAUAUGGACUCAACUCGCCUUAGCAUACGCAAUUCACAAGAGCUUGCUCAUCUUUAUCCGAGUGCCGCUCACCGUCGCUGUGACUCCCAAGGUCGUUAAAACCCUAAGAAGUUGGGGAUGGAAUAUUGGCAAAAAAACUCCUAAGAAUCCCAACUGA